This is a messenger RNA of Drosophila novamexicana, 647 nucleotides long. RefSeq names its product mitochondrial import inner membrane translocase subunit Tim17-B. Bases 79 to 597 code for a protein of 172 amino acids. Gene Ontology annotation, molecular function: transmembrane protein transporter activity. Gene Ontology annotation, biological process: protein import into mitochondrial matrix. Gene Ontology annotation, cellular component: mitochondrial inner membrane; TIM23 mitochondrial import inner membrane translocase complex. The transcript is spliced from 4 exons. NCBI's taxonomy places the organism in Eukaryota, Metazoa, Arthropoda, Insecta, Diptera, Drosophilidae. The record is from RefSeq and is a predicted model, not a curated record.
GAUUUUUAUUUUAAAAUCGAUGUAUAUCGUGCACUCCUAAUUCAGUUUUUUGUAAUGUGUUAAAUAAGAAGCGUCAUAAUGGAAGAAUAUGCACGCGAACCAUGUCCUUACCGAAUUGUGGAUGAUUGUGGUGGUGCAUUCGCCAUGGGUUGUAUCGGAGGUGGUGUUUUCCAAGCAAUUAAAGGUUUUCGAAACGCUCCAUCAGGACUAAACAAGCGAUUGAUCGGAAGUGUGGCUGCAAUAAAAACUCGAUCACCCGUAAUAGCGGGAAAUUUUGCGAUUUGGGGAGGAAUGUUUAGUACAAUUGACUGCACCUUGGUACAUAUCCGAAAAAAGGAAGACCCAUGGAAUUCAAUUAUAAGCGGUGCUGCAACAGGAGGAAUCUUAGCAGCUAGAAAUGGUAUUCCUGCAAUGGCUGGAAGUGCCAUUAUAGGAGGAGUUUUAUUGGCUCUUAUUGAAGGUGUUGGAAUAUUAUUUACAAGAAUAUCUGCUGACCAAUUCAAAAAUCCUUCGCCACCAACUGAAGAUCCAGCUGCACUUGGAGAUCCAGUAAACAACUUCACGUUUGGCCCUUCCAACAAUAAGCAUUAUCAAUAAAAUAAGAGGUUCUCCAUAAUAAAAAAAUAUUUUUAUGCAUAAAAACAUAA